UAUCCUAGGUUUUAGUGUCAGAAUUAUUUAGGAGUUGCCCAGGAGAUGGCGCUCCAACAUUAGUUAUAGUGUUUGGGUACCGUUAAGCUAAGGUAGAAGAAGUGCGAUUCUACAUGAGUUAGAAGCAUAGCAGAGUCCGAUGUGGUCACCUGUGUAACCGUUAAAGAUUAAAAAUACUUAACAGUCUACAGUGAGACAGUUUGUUUGUACGAAGUUAUUACAUCUUUUUGGCGACGAGGAUUUAACCGCUGAGGUGGAGGCUUGAAGAUUGAAAUGCAAAUCAGACGUGAGUGCUGCAGUGUGGGAUUGCUAACAAAGUGAGGGAGAAACAACGUGACUUGAACUGGUAAGAGAGAGAGAGAGAGAAAUAACGGAGGAAGAAUGGCUACUAUUGGCACGCUAGCGGCGUUUGAUGUAAAAAAUCAGACGUGGGAGGAAUACUGUGAAAUAAUGGAGCAGUUCUUUGCGGCCAAUCAGAUUAGCGACCGAGAUAGGCAAAGAGCCGUACUCAUAAGUGUCGUUGGGCCAACCACAUACAGUUUGAUGAGGAGCCUCGUAAGCCCAGAUAAGCCAAAGGACAAAACUUACCAGCAACUGGUGGCAUUGUUAAAAAAUCACUUUCAUCCAAAGCCUAGCGAAAUUGUACAACGAUACAAAUUUGAUUCACGCACUCGGAAACCAGAAGAAUCUGUAAUGGAAUAUGUAGCAGAGCUGCGCAGGCUAGCGCAGGAUUGCAACUAUGGUAACAAGUUACAGCAAAUGUUGAGGGACAGGCUCGUGUGCGGGAUCAAUGAUGAGCGCAUUCAGAGACGUCUGCUGUCAGAAACAGAGUUAACUUUUGACAAAGCGUUGUCCAUUGCGGUAGCAGUAGAGACUGCAAACAAAAAUGCCCAGGAUCUGAAAAAUCCAAGUGCGUCCGUGAAAUUCAUUAAAACAAAGAAAGGUACACAGGAGUCUAGUGCUUUCAAAGAAUCAGGGAAUGAGUGUUAUCGGUGCAAGGGAACCAGACACAAUGCGGCAAACUGUAAAUUCAAACAAGAGAAAUGUCAUGCUUGUGGUAAAGUAGGACAUAUUGCAAGAGCGUGCCGUGGAAAAAACACACUGAAUCAGGGAAGCAAAGAACAUGGGGAUGUAAAGAGAGAAAAGAAGCGGGGCUCAUACCACCGUUCGCACAAUGUGCAUGAAAGGCUGGACACCAGUGAAAGUGAUAGCUCAGACGAAGAGACACUCACACUGCAUUGCAUGAAGUUUCGAUUAGGCCAAAUGAGCGACGUACAUUUAAGAAGAGUAGACCCCUACAUGGUUGAGAUGAAAAUUAAUGGGAAAGGUGUUUGUUUCGAAAUAGACACCGGCUGCAGUCUCACUGUUAUGAAUGAGCAGACAUUACAAAAGCUGUGGAAAGAUACAAAAUGCCCCAAAGUGAAGCCAGUGAAAAUUCACUUGGAGACUUAUACAGGCGACCCUGUUAAGGUGAUAGGAGUUGCAUCAGUCAGAGUUAAAUACAAGAAGCAAAGCUGCACGCUGCCCCUUGUGGUGGUUGAAGGAAACGGCCCCAGCUUACUAGGGCGUAGCUGGUUGGAGAAAAUCAAAAUAAAUUGGAAAAAAAUAAAAGACAGCCGCAAAGCCUGUGAUUUACAGCAUAUGAAAACAGAGACAAAAACACUACAGCAAGUGUUAAGCGAACAUGAGAACGUGUUUAAAGAAGAAUUGGGCACGCUGAAAGGCACCAAGGCCACUAUUCACGUUAAGGCUAACGCAGUUCCUCGUUUCUUCCGCCCUCGGUCAGUCCCAUAUGCCAUGCGGGCCAAGGUUGAGGAAGAAAUAGACAGGCUGUUGAAAGAAAAAAUAAUCACACCGGUGAAAUGGGCAGAAUGGGCUGCACCUGUCGUCCCCAUCGUGAAACCGGAUGGACAUAUAAGACUGUGUGGAGACUACAAGCUGACCGUAAAUACGGUGUCGUCACUAGAACAAUAUCCAAUACCCCGGGUGGAAGAUCUAUUCACAGCGCUGUCAGGCGGAAAACAAUUCUCUAAAUUAGAUAUGAGUCACGCAUACCAACAAAUACUCAUGGAUGAAGAGUCUAAGAAAUACUUGGUAGUUAAUACACACAGAGGGCUGUUUACAUACAAUAGACUCCCAUUUGGAGUUGCUUCCGCUCCCGCCAUUUUUCAAAGAACCAUAGAAGGUCUCUUAAGAGGGAUUCCACGAGUGGCAGUAUACCUUGAUGACAUACUCCUGAGUGGAGUGGAUGAGGCAGACCACCUGAGAAAGCUGGAGGAGGUUUUGACUAGGCUGGAAGAGGCAGGAUUGCGUUUAAAAAGGAGCAAAUGCACGUUCCUACAAGAGGAAGUGGAGUAUCUGGGACAUAGGGUGGAUGCUCAGGGGCUUCAUCCUGUGAGGAAAAAAGUGAAAGCCAUCAUGGAGGCGCCCCCUCCCUCGAAUGUCACUGAACUUAAAUCAUAUUUAGGUUUAUUAAACUACUACAACAAAUUUCUCCCCAAUCUGGCAACCCUGUUGGCCCCUCUACAUGAACUCUUACGACACAAUGUGCACUGGAAAUGGCACAAAGAACAGGAAGAGGCCUUCCAAAAGUCUAAAGCCUUAAUGAACUCAGCAGAAGUGUUAGUCCAUUACUCGGCUGACCGAGAUUUGAUCAUGUCAUGUGAUGCUUCACCUUACGGGGUAGGUGCUGUUUUAUCACACCUGAUGGAAGAUGGCAGUGAACGUCCUUUGGGGUUCAUGUCACGAACACUGUCGCCUGCUGAAAAGAGGUACUCACAAUUAGACAAAGAGGGAUUGGCAGUUAUAUUUGGUAUUCAGAAAUUUCACAAAUACCUUUAUGGACGAGCGUUUACAAUCCACACAGAUCAUAAGCCAUUGAUCUCUCUCUUCAAUGAAAAAAAACCCAUACCACAGAUGGGGUCCCCAAGAGUUCAAAGAUGGGCUGUGCAUUUGAGUGCCUAUGAAUAUAACAUAGUGUACAAACCAGGAAAACAGAAUGCAAAUGCUGACGCAUUAAGUAGGCUGCCUGUGUCUGAAGUAGGGCGUGAGGAAGCGAAAGAGCAAGUCUUGAUGAUGGAUCUUCUGGAUGAUACACUCAUAGACACGACUCGGAUUAAGCGCUGGACAGCGAAAGACGUAAUAUUGUCCCAAGUACAUUCUCACGUGUUGAAAGGGUGGCCGACAGAGGUAGAUUCCAGUGUAAAGCCAUUUUAUCAGCGAAGGAUGGAACUAAGUGUACGGGACGGAUGCGUACUUUGGGGCGCUAGAGUAAUUAUACCCACCAAAGUUAGAGAAAAAAUUCUAAAGCUGCUGCAUCAAACCCACUCUGGCAUGUCAAGGAUGAAAGGACUGGCUCGAUCGUAUGUAUGGUGGCCUGGAAUGGAUCAGGAUGUUGAGAGGGAAGUGAUGUCAUGCGAGGAGUGUCAAAAACACCGCAAGUCACCACCCGCCGCGCCGUUACAUCCUUGGGAGUGGCCAGAGUCGCCAUGGUCAAGGAUCCAUGUGGACUACGCAGGGCCCUUCCAAGGUGAGAUGUUUCUGUUGAUUGUGGAUGCGUACUCUAAAUGGCUAGACAUCUACCCAGUGAAGACGUCCACUUCCCAGGUUACUAUAGAAAAGCUAAGGCAGAGUUUCAGUGUUUUUGGAUUACCGAAAAUGUUGGUGUCUGACAAUGGAACGUGUUUCACAAGUGCUGAAUUUGAGUUCUUCAUUAAACAAAAUGGCAUCAAGCAUGUGAGGUCAGCACCAUUCCACCCUUCUUCGAAUGGGCUGGCAGAGAGGGCGGUCCAAACUUUCAAAGAGGGGAUGAAAAAGAUGAAAGGUGAUUCGGUGCAAACCAGGUUGUCAAGAUUUCUGUUCAGUUACCGUAUCACGCCUCAUGCGACAACAGGUCUCUCACCGGCAGAGUUGAUGAUGGCACGACGACUCCGAUCUGUUUUUGACCUGCUGCUGCCAGACAUGAAAUCAAAAGUGCAGGAAAAGCAACUGAAACAAAAACAGGCCCAUGACACAAGCAAAAGACUGAGAAGUUUCUCACCAGGGGAUAAAGUGUUCAUCAGAAACUACUCUUAUGGUCCUAAAUGGAUCCCUGCUGUCAUUCAGGAUGCCUCUGGUCCAGUGUCAUAUACUGUCAUCAUUGGAAGUGGCCAAACAAUGAAGAGGCAUGUGGAUCAAGUGAGAGCCAGAUUAUCUGACACUGUGCCAAAUCAAGAGCCUGAGGGAGAAUUGGAGCUGUUGUCAGGUCUGGAUGGUGCUGUGGGCUCUGAGGCAUCAGGGACGGCAGAGACAGAAGAACAACCUGUGAGUGAGCCGGAUCAGCAGUCUACAUCAGGGGUCGAAGUUCCACCAGGUCCACCAGUGGUCACAGAGGUGCGACGCUCAGAGCGGGGGAGACGGUCACCUCCGCAUCUAAAAGACUUUGUUAGAUAGAGUGAGAUCUUUUCCAGGAAUAGAGCAACAAUGCGCUCUGAUCUCACUGGAAGGACGUACCUUCCUAGUUAGGAACUUGUUUUUAAAAAAAAAAAAAAAAAAAAAAAAGAAAGAUGUUGAAAUGUUGAAUGUUUAUGACCUUUGUAUUGUUGACACCUGUUUAAACUAGGAGAGCAUGUGACACAGGCCUUAAGCAUAUAAUGAGUUUUUCGCUUAAAGGUGGGGGAGAUGUGAUAUCCUAGGUUUUAGUGUCAGAAUUAUUUAGGAGUUGCCCAGGAGAUGGCGCUCCAACAUUAGUUAUAGUGUUUGGGUACCGUUAAGCUAAGGUAGAAGAAGUGCGAUUCUACAUGAGUUAGAAGCAUAGCAGAG
Alosa sapidissima (American shad) is the source of this 4800-nucleotide messenger RNA. RefSeq lists its product as uncharacterized. The record is from RefSeq and is a predicted model, not a curated record. Bases 382 to 4431 code for a protein of 1349 amino acids. Lineage: Eukaryota; Metazoa; Chordata; Actinopteri; Clupeiformes; Clupeidae. The transcript has a single exon. Gene Ontology annotation, biological process: DNA integration. Gene Ontology annotation, molecular function: zinc ion binding; nucleic acid binding.